This is a messenger RNA of Rhinolophus ferrumequinum (greater horseshoe bat), 1883 nucleotides long. RefSeq names its product MPN domain containing (gene MPND). The record is from RefSeq and is a predicted model, not a curated record. Bases 14 to 1534 code for a protein of 506 amino acids. Gene Ontology annotation, cellular component: BRISC complex; BRCA1-A complex. Gene Ontology annotation, molecular function: polyubiquitin modification-dependent protein binding; metallopeptidase activity. Lineage: Eukaryota; Metazoa; Chordata; Mammalia; Chiroptera; Rhinolophidae. Gene Ontology annotation, biological process: double-strand break repair. The transcript has 13 exons.
AACUUCCAGUACUAUGUUGAAUAAGAGUGGUGAACGUGGACAUCUUUGCCUUGUUCCCAAUGCUCCGGAGCCGCUGUCCCCGGUGGGUGGCGCGGGCGAGGAGGCGCCAGAUGAGGACGAGGACGAGGUGGAGGCCGAGGACCCGGAGAGGCCGGCGGGAGUGAGUGGAGCGCGCAGCUGUGGCGGCGGCGGCAGCGGGGCCGGAGCGGGGGGCUGCGGCGCGCCGGGGGCCGCGCUCACCAGGCGCGCGGUCACGCUGCGCGUGCUCCUCAAAGACGCGCAGCUGGAGCCUGGCGCCGGGGUGCUGUCUAUCUACUACCUGGGGAAGAAGUUCGUGGGGGACCUGCAGCCCGAUGGGAGGAUCGUGUGGCAGGAAACGGGGCAGGUGUUCAACUCCCCCAGCGCCUGGGCCACCCACUGCAAGAAGCUGGUGAACCCGGCCAAGAAGUCAGGCUGUGGCUGGGCUUCCGUCAAGUACAAAGGCCAGAAACUGGACAAGUACAAGGCUGCCUGGCUCCGGCGACACCAGCUCCAUGUGCCUGCAGCUGCCGCUGAUGAGAGCCCUGCCAGCGAAGGGGAGGAGGAGGAGCUGCUGAUGGAGGAAGAGGAGGAGGAAGUUCUGGCAGGGGUCUCAGCGGAGGACAAGAAUCGGAGACCACCUGCCAAGGGCGCCUCCGAGCCUGCCCACCCCGAGACCACGCCCCCGGGCAAGCGGGUGGAAAACAAGAUGCGGGUGCCUGUGAGAUACUGCAUGUUGGGCAGUCGUGACUCUGCCAGAAACCCCCACACCCUGGUGGAAGUAACAUCCUUCGCAGCCAUCAACAAGUUCCAGCCGUUCAACGUGGCCAUCUCCAGCAACGUGCUGUUCCUGCUGGACUUCCACAGCCACCUGACUCGCAGCGAGAUCGUGGGCUACCUGGGAGGCCGCUGGGACAUCAACAGCCAGAUGCUCACCGUGCUGAGAGCCUUCCCCUGUCGCAGCCGGUUGGGGGACGCAGACACUGCGGCCACCAUGGAAGAGGAGAUCUACCAGAGCCUGCUCCUGCGGGGCCUGUCCCUGGUAGGCUGGUACCACAGCCACCCGCACAGCCCGGAGCUGCCGUCGCUACAGGACAUCGACGUGCAGAUGGACUACCAGCUUCGGCUCCAGGGCUCCAGCAAUGGCUUCCAACCCUGCCUCGCCCUGCUCUGCUCUCCUUACUACUCUGGCAACCCAGGACUGGAGUCCAAGAUAUCACCCUUCUGGGUGAUGCCUCCCCCUGAGCAAAGGCCCAGUGACUACGGCAUCCCCAUGGACGUGGAGAUGGCCUAUGUCCAGGACAGCUUCCUGACUAAUGACAUCAUUCAUGAGAUGAUGCUGCUGGUGGAGUUUUACAAGGGCGCCCCAGACCUCGUGCGGUUCCAGGAGUCCUGGAGCCAGGAGCACACCUACCUUGACAAGCUGAAGGUCUCCCUGGCCAGCCGGAUGCCCAAGGACCAGGGCCUGUGCCACGUCCUGGAGCAAGUUUACAGCAUCCUGAAACAAGGGAGCUGAGGACACCGGCCUCUGAGGACCCGGGGGGCCUCCUGGUCAGACUGAGUCCCCGCCCCCGCCCCUGGUGGCUCUGGGUGAGGGGGACGGGGUUAGGGGCUUUGUUUGCGGCUACACUGCUCUGUUCCUAUGUGACCGAGUUAUGCGAUGGCUGGGACUCAGGUAAUAAAGGAGAGAAGCAAGCAGCCCAGGCAUGUGUCGCGCCCUGGGGUGGGGGACCCCCAGCACUCAUCACCAGGUGCAUACGCUACUGUCUGGACGGUGGUGCAUUCAUGGAGCUGUGUGUGUGGACGGUGCUGGGCUGACCCUAGCGCUGCCCCUUCCGGGGGCUGUGGGAGGGGCGUUUUGGGGA